Patella vulgata (common limpet) is the source of this 3906-nucleotide messenger RNA. Its product is annotated as serine/threonine-protein kinase Chk1. Gene Ontology annotation, cellular component: nucleus. Lineage: Eukaryota; Metazoa; Mollusca; Gastropoda; Patellidae. The transcript has 13 exons. Gene Ontology annotation, biological process: intracellular signal transduction; protein phosphorylation. The coding region runs from base 173 to 1639 and encodes 488 amino acids. The record is from RefSeq and is a predicted model, not a curated record. Gene Ontology annotation, molecular function: ATP binding; protein serine/threonine kinase activity.
AUUGGAUUCGACCAUGACAACAUCCUGUCACGUGCUGAACAGUAAAUGGCGCUAAGAAUGAAGUGACAGAAAGAUUAUAGCCGAACCACAGAAAGACGAGAUCAGAUGAAUGAGGGCGAGUGUCUCGGUAUGUGAAAGUUGACAGACUACUCUGAUCAAGUAGAGAGUUAAAAUGGUAACAGCAUUUGUUGAAGGAUGGGAUUUGGUGCAGACACUGGGUGAAGGAGCUUAUGGAGAAGUAAAAUUGGCUGUAAACAGAGAAACCCAUGAGGCUGUGGCUGUAAAAAUUAUUAAUUUAAAUAAAUUUCCUAAUAUAGAAGAAAGUGUUAAAAAAGAGACGUGCGUACAUCGUAUGUUAAAUCAUGAAACUAUUAUUAAAUUCUAUGGAUCUCGACAAGAUGAAAACAUGCAGUAUAUAUUUCUGGAGUAUGCUAGUGGUGGAGAAUUAUUUGAUAGAAUAGAACCUGAUGUUGGGAUGUCACAAUUAGACGCUAACAGAUAUUUUAAACAGUUAAUCAGUGGUGUGGAAUAUUUACAUUCUAAAGGUGUAACACAUCGUGAUUUAAAACCAGAGAAUCUUCUCUUAGAUGACAAUGAUAAUCUUAAGAUAACGGAUUUUGGUUUUUCUACUGUUUUCCGUUUCCAAGGCAAAGAACGUAAAAUGGAGAAAUGUUGUGGAACUGUUCCGUAUGUUGCCCCAGAGGUGUUGAGUAGGAAGCCGUACUACGCGGAACCGUCAGAUAUCUGGUCGUGUGCCAUUAUAUUAGUUGCUCUGCUGGCAGGGGAAUUACCGUGGGAUGAACCAACUUAUUCAUGUAAAGAAUAUUGUGAUUGGAAAGAUUGUAAAAUAACUCAAUCACCAUGGAAUAAAAUAGAUAACCUGGCUCUAUCGUUGUUACGUAAAGUAUUAUUAGAGAAUUAUAAAAAACGUUAUACGUUAGAACAGAUUAAAAAACAUCAGUGGUUCAACAAAUCUUUCAAAAGUAGAAAAGCUGGUCUAUCUCUGUAUCCAUCAGGUUCACCAUCUGAUUCUCCAAGUGGUACCGGACCGUUUAAACGGCUCUGUUCUCGUAUGGAGAUGAGUCCACCAAAUACAGCUUCUCCCAGGGCUAAUAUCUCGUGUUCUCAACCAGAACUACGACCAUGUAAUUACCCAGAGUCUCAGCCUGAUGCUAGAACAGACAGGAAAGAUAACUCUAAUUUUAUCAUGAGUUUCUCUCAACCAGUUCAUCUUGAUAAUAUGUUAUUAUCAAGUCAGAUUCAGGGCACCCCAGGCUCAUCACAGACACCGAUGCAGAAACUUGUUCGUAGGAUGACCCGAUUCUUCGUUAAGACAGAUCAGGAAGAGACGUUACAGGAAAUUAAUCGUGUAUUUGAUCAUCUGGGUUUUACGUGGAAGAAGAAUACGCCAUCUUUGUUAACUGUCUCCACCGUGGAUAAAAGACGAACUCGUCUUGUAUUUAAAACAAGUCUUGUCAACAUGGGUGAAAACCUACUGCUGGAUUUUAGGCUCUCAAAGGGAGAUGGUUUAGAAUUUAAACGUCUGUUUAUAAAAGUAAAGGAAAGAAUGAAACCAGUCAUCAGUAAAGUUCCACCCAUGUGGCCAUUGCAUCCCAUCAGACCUGAUUCGCUGACGUAACUAUAACCGUCGUCAUCACAUCCAAUCAAACAUGUCACUGUAAUCAUCUAAUCAUCUAAUCAUAUCAUUGCUACAUAAUGUACCAUUAGAUAUUAAAUCAAUCCUAGUUACACUUUAGUACUAUCAGGUAUUAAGUCUGGAAGAAAAACCCUAAAGCAAUCAUAUCAUUGUUAGAUAUGUUACAUCACUUCAGUACCAUCCAUCAGGUAUUAAGGUCUGGAAGAAAAACCCUAAACCAUAUUCUUUGUAGUAAUGGUUCCACCACUACAAUAAGCGUUUGGACCUGGAAGCUUGUAAGGUUAAGCUUCGUUAGUUUUAUAGUAGAUCCACUCUAAGAUACCAUUGUUAGGAAUUUUUUCUGAUAAUGGUUGAACAUUUGAUGCUCAAUUCAUUUAUUACACAUAGUCCUUAUUUAUAUUGUAACUGAUAUUGUUACUGCUGGCCUGAUAUUGUAUCUGCUGGCCUGGUAUUGAAACUGCUGGUAAUCAACAAUUGUACAUGUGUUAUGAUUUAUGUAUUUCCUAUCAAAUCAUGUCAAAUAUUGAAACAUAAAUAGUUUGUGGUAAAUUCCACAUUGAUAUGAUAGUUGGUGAUACUUUUGUGUAUGUGACUUAAUUUAUAUAUAUAUAUUGAAAGAUGAUUAUAUUUAUAUAAUGGGUUAUGUUAACUAUUGUGUUGUUAUGGUGAUUACCAUUAUGUAAUGUGUUGUCAUGGUGAUUACAAUUAUGUAUUGUGUUGUCAUUGUCAUUACCAUUAUGUAAUGUGUUAUGGUGAUUACUAUGAUGUAUUAUGUUGUCAUGGUAACCAUCAUUAUGUAUUGUCUUGUCAAGGUGACUAUAAUUAUAUAUUGUCUAAUGAUUAUAUGUUUUGAAAUCUUGGUGUUUGUACAUAAGUAGCCUAACCAUGGGGGCUUAGUGUAGUGUGUGGCCAUUUUGUAUAAUGUAACCAUGGUGACAUUUAUUAUAUUACUCAGCAACUAUAUAAUAUAAGCAUGUUUUGUUGAUCCAAAAUAAUGCACAGUGAUUUGAUUCUAAAUUAACUAAUAAACAGUUGUUGGAGAGUAUUAGGCUGUAGUUAUUACCUAAAUACACUAUUCAGGUUUUGGACACAUAUUAACGAAAGAUUAUUAAUCUGGUAGAGGAGUAGUUUAAAAAAAAGCUCAAGCUGCACGUAUUUAUUAGCGUAAAACUGUUCAUUUGGAAUACAAUCAAAGAUUUGUUAGAUAUCAUCGUUUUCAAGCAUGUACUAUUAUUUGUGUGUAAAAACGAUAAGAGAAUGCAUGUUGAAAUGUCAUGCUGUUUGUAACAAUCUAUAUCAUUGGUGGCCAAAAUACGGCCUGCAAAUCCUGGUCAUCUGGCCCACCAAAUCCUUACACUAUAUCUUAAAAUUUAUGAGUAAUUUUAUCACUAAAUGAAAUGAAAAAUCAAAAUUUCUUAUCAUUAGGCCCAAACUCUACUAAUAGCUUGCAGCGUCACUCAAUGGCGUAGAUGCCUAAUUGACCUCACUUUACUUGGGCCUACUUUCAUUUUACGUUAUUGUUUGAUUUCUUGAAAUGCUAUGGAGCCGAAUAAAAAGCUCAGAAAAAGUGCUUUGUUCCGUAUUACUUUAUUCAAUAAAACGUCAUUUCAUAAUCCUGGUUUGGCCCUCACUUUGUUCCAAAACUUUGUGUUUGGCCUUUCACCUAAAAAGGUUGCCCACCACUGAUCUAUAUAAAUGAUUGAUAUUAUGUUUUAUUGUGUUCACUCAGUAAUAGAGUAAAACUUGUAAACCUAGAAUCGAGAUCAUUGGUUCACCAGGAACAAGUUGUUCGUAUAAUAUAAUGAACACAGUAGUAGUGAGCAGUAACUGUUAAAGUAUAAUUAAACAUUUCAAGAGCUAAAUCUGCCUAUUGCAGAACUUUCUUUAGGCCUGAAACGUAAUAUAAAUUAUUAAUUAGGCAUUAAUUAACCCAUCCAGGCCAUAAUCAACUCUCGAUACCAUUGUUAACCUGCGAUAUUUAGUGGAUUGGAAUACGUUUUGUGAUGGAUGAAAUAACCUUAAAAAAGAUGAAUCAAGACUUUAUUUAAUAUCGUAACAACGUUAGUAAUGACGAUCAGGGCUAACCUUAAAUAGUAAAGAAAUUUGUCUGAAAUUUUCAGCAUAUUCUGUUUUCAUUAUCUAUCUUUUUAACUAUUGUAACGACCUAAUGCCCCUUUAAUUAAAUAAUGUGUUUUCAGUAUAUUUAUAGAAUAUUUAUGUAAAAUAUUAAUAUAAAGAAUUUCAUACUA